UGUUCACGAACAUAUGUUGGUGAACUUGCUUGUUAACAAACGAACACGAACAGGAUUUUUAAAAACUUGGCCUUGCUUAACAAACGAACACUAACACUCUAAAACUUUUAAGAAACCAACAUGAACAAUCUGAGUUUGUUAGUUGUUUACUUAUAAAAUUGAUUGAAUUGUGAGAUGAGAUGAGAUCAGAUCAGAUCGAGCAUGAAGAAGUAUGCCUGUAUACUGUACAUAUUGGAAAAAUGGAACAUGCAAUGCUACGUUAUGGCUAGCCUCCUCUUCCAAAUGACACUGGUUUUCCUUACGCCGAUGAGAAGAUGGUCAAACAACGCAUUCCUGUAUCUGGUGAUCUGGGGUGUGUAUUUACUGGCAAGCUUCUUUUCCACCUUCGCCUUAUCUCUCAUCUACAACAGCGCACCAAAAGAGGAAAGUGUAUAUGAGUGCGCACCAAAAGUGGGAGAAUAUAAUAAGAUCUUCCCUUUCUGGGCGCCGUUUCUGCUUGUGCAUCUGGGCGGGCCUCACACCAUCACUGCACUGGCCAUGGAGGACAACAAUUUAUGGCACCGCCAUUUGCUCACCCAAAUGGUUCAGAUCUGCUCAGUGUUGGUGGUGUUGUACCAAUACAAAAUCUUCCAAAGCGAAUGGCUGCUCCCCACGGGCAUCGUCUUCUUGGUCGGAAUCGUCAAGUGCGUUGAGCGUAUCCUCUCUCUCCAGCUUGCGUCUUCCCGUUUCGUCAGGAAGUCCAUCGGCAAGAGCCUAGAUUCUGUUGCCUCUAAGGAGCUUAUUAGGGCGGAGGGGAAGGAUAUGACGGACAACAUUAUGAAUCAGUACGAGAUUGUAAGGAAGGCUUACGAGUGCCACCAAAUUUUCAAAGGCUUCAUCAUUGAUCACUCGUUUCUCCACGACGAGUGUGGGAAGGAGAAGGACUGGUUCAAGAAUCUAAAUGUAGAGGAUGCGUUUAAAGUGAUGGAAAUGGAGCUCAGCUUCAUGUAUGAUGCCAUGUUCACCAAGAUGAUUGCGGUCCAGCAGUGGAAGGGUAUAGCUAGCUACUUCUGGUGCAUAUGGCGGUUUGUAUGUAAUGCUUUACUUGUAACCGUGGCCCUCAUCUUCUUCUUCCAUUCCAAACUCCAUAUGAAGCCUGGUGACAUUGGUGUUACCUACUGCUUGGUGGGCGGUGCGGUUCUGCUGGACCAGAUGGCUCUCAUUCAUCUCAUAUUUAGCCACUGGGCAAUGGUUAAAAUAGAAAUGGAAACUGUGGAUACACCAGUGGCCAGGAAGCUGAAACAAAAAAAAACUGUGGAUACACCAGUGGCCAGGAAGCUGAAACAAAAAAAAACUGUGGAUACACCAGUGGCCAGGAAGCUGAAACAAAAAAUUAUCUCACUCAUUUAUUAUGGACACAAACUUAUUACGGUAGUGAAUAGUAAGAGUUGGUCAGGGGAGAUUAUACAGUACAGUUUGUUGAAGCACUCGUUAGCAGGACGACGGUUGAAAUGUGCAGAUGAUUUCCUGGAACACUUUUUACUCAAGGGAGUUAUUGAUUCCUGUCUGCACACUCAAACCGCCAAGGUUGAAGAAAAGUUAAAGAAUUUGGUUUUCGAGGACAUCAAAAGAAGAGAAAAGGCUAAAGAAGCAGCUGCAGAACCAGAAAAAGAAACUUAUCAUCGUCAGGAGGUCAUGGACAAAAUAAAAAAAAUCCACCUCGCUCCGAAGGUCGUCGACAGUUCUUCCGACGAUGUCGUCGUCUCCGUCGACGACGACAUCGAGAAUUAUGCCAACUUUGUGUUAACCUUGCAUGUUGCUACUGAGAUAUGCUACUUCACCGCCGACAAAACAAAAGGUGGUGAUGAUGAAGCAGGCGCAAAAUUAUUGUGCAUACAAAUCUCCCAAUAUUUGGCGUACCUUCUAGUGCUGGAGGAGAAAAUCACGUCGGCAGUGCCGGGAAGUAUAGGAAUGAGAUUCAAAGAUAUUUGUAAGGACCAAAUCAAGAACACCUUUGACCACCUCUGCGAUACUUUCAAAUCCUUCAAUGCACCAGAGCUCCAAGAAUCGAAGCCCCAGGUUCAGAAGCAAGAGCUCCAAGAAUCGAAGCCCCAGGUUCAGAAGCAAGGUAUACUGUGUUGGAGGCAAAUAAGUAGAAAGAAACCCUGCCAACGCCUGCUAAAUGGGGAUUACAGUAGCUGCAAUGAUAAGAAAGAAUUGGAGAAUAAAUACAAGAAAUCAGUGCUGCCUAAGGCUGUUGAAGUUGCAAGGGAAAUAAUGAAUACAGAUCCAGAAAAUAAUAAUACUAAGCAGCAGCAGCCUCAGGAGUUUUGGAAAGGUCUGAGUGAAGUGUGGGCAGGGUUGCUGGUGUAUGCCUCCAGCCAUUGUAGAGAAGAUGUUUACUACCUCAAAAAAGGUGGACAAUUUUAUACAUUUGUUCGCCUUUUGAUGGCUCAUUAUGGGCUACAAGAAAUCCUCGAAGGCGAAAAACAUUCAUUUCCUGAACUCAGCUUCUUCCUGAAUGCUAAAAUUGGUAAACCAAAUUAAAAUGGUGUAUCUGAAGUGGUUAGUAUGUAAUAUAAUGAAUUAGUACGUAACAAGUCAAAAUGUGAUGAAUUGAAGUGGUUAGUAGUGGGAUUUGAAGUGCAUUCAUGUGUUAGGUUUAUCGAUUAAUUUCAUUUGUGUGCAGUGCAUGUUUGUUAAAAUUAGUGACAUUGCAUAUUGGUCACUAUAAAUAGUAGAUUUCAUAGUUUUCAUUUCAUAUAUGUAAGAUAAUGCAUGAGUGUAUGAAAGAGUGUGUGUAUUAAGAAGUUCAAUUCAAAGGUUUAAGCUUUCAA
Ipomoea nil (Japanese morning glory) is the source of this 2816-nucleotide messenger RNA. RefSeq lists its product as uncharacterized. The coding region runs from base 202 to 2526 and encodes 774 amino acids. The transcript has 4 exons. The record is from RefSeq and is a predicted model, not a curated record. Lineage: Eukaryota; Viridiplantae; Streptophyta; Magnoliopsida; Solanales; Convolvulaceae.